UCAGAAUUUAAUUGAAAAUAUACAAGCAAAGUAGAGAUAUAGGAUAAAAGAAAAAUAAUGAAAUUAGUUGAAUUUUUCAAAGGUUUAGACUUAUUUUCUGAACCUGUUCAAUUCAAUUCUAGUAGACAGAGAUUCAGAAAAAGGACUUUUUUAGGUGCAAUUUUAACAUUAUUAAUUAUCUUAAUAACCAUCAUUUAUUUUGUGUACUAAUCCUACCAAUAUUUCACUGGAUAAAUGGAUCCCAAAUUUAGAUCAUAAACUUAUGUAUCAUAAAAUAUUGAUAUCUAAGUUAACAAUGAAAUGUUUGGGUUUGAUUUUUUAAAUAUUUACACAGGUUAAAACUUAAAUUAAAAGUAAGAAAAAUAUAAUAAAACAUACUUAGUAUUUGUUGGAUAUUUUGUUCUAACCAAUGGCACUAACAAUUAAAUUGUAUAGUUAGAUGUAAUAAAAUGUUAAAGCCCAGAAUUAGAAGGAUUUAACUGCUUUGAUUUUAGUAAAGUACCUAGCGCAGCUUUGGUAUUAUUAGAUCGUAGCACAAUUUUUUCUUACAUAAAUUUGCUUAUUUACAGAUGCUAAGAUGUUGAUUAAUGGAAAUCUUUUGUUCCUGAUAAUUGUGCAGAUUAAUAAUCUGUAGAUAACUUUAUUAAUCUAGAACCGUUUAUGUUAAAUGUUAAAACAUAAGUUUCUUAAUUUAAUACAACUUCUCAGUAAAUCGAAUUUUAAUAUAGAACUUAGACCUUCAUUAAUUAAGUUAAUACCUUCUCUUAUAAUGAGGUUAGGGUAUAGAGUUAAUAAACUAAAGUGUAAUAAGGGUUUUUAAUUUAAUCUGAACAAAAAUUUUCUUCACCCUAUUCAUAUUCGUUGAAAAGUUAAGUUUAUAAUCGCGAUUAAAUGAUAGAAGCAAAAGGCCUUUACUAUUUUUGUUAAGUCUUCUUUAUUUCAGAUGAAAGCGUAACUUACUUUAAUAUAUAAUAUCCAAUAUUUACAGAGGUCUUAGCACUUUGUAACAGUACUUUAGCCUUAUUGCUACUUUUAGGAUCUUAUUGUAGAAGACUUGCAUAGAAUUUUAUCAGAAGAGAUAUAUUUUUUAUUUUAAUGAAGGAUUUUUUUUCAGGAACAUAUUUAAAUAUCUUAGAACAUAAUAAAAUAGUUGAUAUCAACAUUUAAACUGAAGAAAAUCUAAUUCUCUAGGAUGCAUAAGCUAAAGAAAAGUGUAUUGGAGAUACCGAAGAGAAUAAUAAAAACUAUAUUAUUCCUUGUUUAACACCAAAAUCUAGCUAAAAAGUGUUUUAGUAAUUUACAUAAAAUAAUAAUGAGAUUGCAAAUUAAGAUUAUGUAAAAGAAGCUACUGUAUCUUCAUUCAAAUAAACAGAUAAAUUAUUCGAUUCAUUAAGAAUAAAUGAUGAUAAAAUAUUGAAUAAAUAAAUUAAAUUAGAUAACUCAGGUAUUGAAUUUUAAAUGCCAUUAAAACUCUAGAAAUUUAAUGAAAACGAUUAAACUCCUAAAAUAUUUAGAAAGAAAUAUAUAGUUCAGCAACCCUAGUAACAGAUGAGAGAUUCUAAAACCAGUCUCAAAAGGAAUUAAUCUAUAUUCAGCAAAAACGAAAACAUAGAUAAAGAUUAAUCAAAUUUUACUAAUGUUUAAGAAAAAAGUAAUAAAUAUAAUAAAUAUUCGAUUAAGCAAUUAAAUUAGCACUUUUAAAUGUUGAAUGAUAAAUCUAUGUAGUUAAAACUUGAAUAAAUAAUUUAUUAACCAAAGUAAAUUAAAUUCGUAUAUCAAACAUAAAAUAUAAACACCAAUUACAAAAAAAUUUAAAUUAAAAAUAUAUUUGAAUUUUUUCAAAUUUAAUCAUUAUUAUUAAUUAUCUUUCUUGAUUAUUUUUUUAAAAGAUAUAUAAAAUAAAUCAUUUUUUAUAUCAUAGGUGUAUCAAAAGAAAGGAAUUUCUAAUUUCUAAAGGAGUGAAAUAAUAAAUAAUGAGUCAUUUUGAAAAGAGUAUUGAUGAUAGCUUAGAUUUCUUUACAUUUUAUAAAGAAAUUUUACUACUAAAGAAAGCUGUUAUGAUUUUAUUAAACAAGGAAUAACUUGCUGCAUUAUAGAUUGUUGGAAUGGAUGCAGAAAUAAUAAAUUAAAAUAAGGAGAAUAUAACACUUACUAACUAAUCAGACGAGAUGUAUGGAAACCACUUCAGAGAAUAGUAUGAACUGCUAUAAUCAAAAGAAUUACAAUUACAAUAUAUAAAUGACUUUUUAAAAAGAUGUCAAUACAACAAUUAAAGUUUAGAUAAUUUAGAUAAAAGAAUUUUAUCUUCAUUACUAAUAAAUUAAUGAAAGUUGUUUAUAUAAAUUUAAUUCUUUUCGACUAUCAAUAGCUUAUUUGAAUAAAUUUGUAACAAAAGAGGAACACAAAUAACAUUAAUUAUUUCAUUAUCUUAUUUUUACUUAUUUUCAACAAUAACAAGUGAUUCAAUAAUAUUAAUAACUAUAAUUGUUUGUAUUUUUUUUAUAUUAUUGCUUGUCAGUAUUUGUACUUGUUAUU
This is a messenger RNA of Tetrahymena thermophila SB210, 2535 nucleotides long. Its product is annotated as endoplasmic reticulum-intermediate compartment protein. NCBI's taxonomy places the organism in Eukaryota, Ciliophora, Oligohymenophorea, Hymenostomatida, Tetrahymenidae. The transcript is spliced from 2 exons. The record is from RefSeq and is a predicted model, not a curated record.